This is a messenger RNA of Prosopis cineraria, 1403 nucleotides long. Its product is annotated as 2-oxoglutarate-dependent dioxygenase 19-like. The record is from RefSeq and is a predicted model, not a curated record. Bases 62 to 1168 code for a protein of 368 amino acids. The transcript has 4 exons. NCBI's taxonomy places the organism in Eukaryota, Viridiplantae, Streptophyta, Magnoliopsida, Fabales, Fabaceae.
CCUUUCUACCUUCCUCUUCACUCACUACAAUAAUCAUUCACUCCGAUUUCGGAUCCAUCAUAUGCACAUGGCUCCAGCAGCCACAUCUACCAAUUCCUCGUUGCAACCUCCGAAGCUUCACGCCUCCGACAUCGGAAGCAUCAAAGCCUUCUCCGAGUCCAAUGGAUCCUCCCCCAUCCCUUCCUCCUACCACUCCAUCGUUGAACCCCGAGACGACGUCGCAGACGAGCUUGCUUCCUCCUUCCCCAUCGUCGAUUUCUCUCUCCUCACUUCCGACGACCCUCUGCUCCACGCCGAUGCCGUCAACCAGCUCGGCAAGGCCUGCGCCGAAUGGGGCUUUUUCAUGCUCACAGGUCAUGGAAUCUCGGAGAAGCUGAUGGGGGAAGUGAUGGACAAGUCUCAAGAAUUCCAUAACUUGUCCGUAGAGGAAAAGAAGGAAUUCGCGGACAAGGGUCCCUUGGCACCCAUCCGGCAUGGCACCAGCUUCUACCCUGAAGCAGAGCUGUUUCAUUUCUGGAGAGAUUACCUCAAGGUCAUCACCCUCCCAGAAUUCAAUUUCCCCCACAAACCCCCUGGUUUCAAGGACGUUGCAUAUGAUUAUGUCAGGAAGAUCAGGGCGGUGGCGAGGACUUUGCUGCAAGGGAUAUCGGAGAGCUUGGGAUUAGAACCCGAGGCCCUCGUGGAGUCCACUGGUUUUGAUUCUGGUUUGCAGAUCUUCGCAGUCAACCUGUACCCUCCUUGCCCUCAGCCGGACCUUGCCCUGGGCAUGCCUCCUCACACCGAUCACGGCCUCCUCACCCUCCUCUACCAGAAUGGAAUCGGAGGCCUCCAGGUCAAGCACGACGGCAGGUGGGUCAACGUCGAUCCUCUCCCAAACUGCUUCAUUGUCAACACUGCAGAUCAACUUGAGGCGGUGAGCAACGGGAGGUACAAGAGCAUCUGGCACCGGGCGGUACUGAACAACAAAGACACGAGGAUGAGUAUAGUGGUGGCGAACGGACCAAACCUGGAGAAGGAGAUAGGACCGGCGCCGGAGCUGGUGGGGAGAGAGGAGCCAGUAAUGUACAAGAACAUCAAGUACAGGGACUACUUCUUCAAGGUUCAGCAAAUGACGAAGUUGGACGACACGAGCAGAUUGGAUAGGGUUCGGACUAAUCCUCAAAACUGAUGCAUGUCAUCGCUGCCACUUCCCGCGAACAUGUGUUCAACAUCAUGGGAAUGUUGGGCGUGGCUGGGACUUGAGUUUGCGACCGGGGUUUUAUUGUUGUAUCUUGAAUGGAUAGCCCCUGCUUCUUGGUUGAAAUGGUCAAUAAUUAGAAACAGAGGAUUUUAAAUCAAAGCAAAAUAUUACUCUGUACCACAAUAUAAAUUAUGAUUAAUUAAUUCACAAUUUAUGAAUGAUA